Molecule: messenger RNA, 645 nt
Organism: Miscanthus lutarioriparius
Lineage: Eukaryota; Viridiplantae; Streptophyta; Magnoliopsida; Poales; Poaceae
Source: the annotation of a GenBank genome assembly
AUGUGGGAAGCAUCCAUUGCUUCGUGGUGGUCGCCUGGCCUCCGUCGCUGCAAGGAAGAGGAGGGAGGAGGGCGGAUCCCCGCAGUAAGGAGAGGGAUUUCAGGAAGGGGAGCGGGAGAAGGAGAGGCGACCUUGUUGGCUGCAAGAGUACGCCGCCGACCGGAGGCAGGUGCGGCGACCAGCGGGGGUGCCGGGCCGGCGCGCUUCGGUGGCGGCGCAGCGGCGCCCUGCGGGCCGGGCCGCGGCCGGCGGAUACUGGCGACCCGCACUGGCUGCUUCGACACGGACAGCGGGACGGGGACGGCGCUCGGGAGAGGCCGCCGCAACGGUCGAAGGCGAGGUGGAUCAGGCGGCGUUGCUGCCCCUAGGGUUUCGACGACGAAGAAGCGCCUGGGGGCGACGGGAGGUGAGCGGGACCUUGUCAGCGGCGCCGCCGGUGGCCAACAUGUGGACGCCCUCGGCGCCGACGACGAUGUCCUCAUCUCCGUCUCUCCGAUUAGGGGCGGAGGCGGCGUGAGCUGGUGGCGUGGAAUAGGAGCCGCGAGAGCCGUGGAGACGCUUCCGUCGGUGGAGAGGAUAAGGCUGGCUGCGAACGGCUGCGAUGGAGGAAGGCAGGAACGAACGGCCAGGAGAGAGAGACUGUAG